This is a messenger RNA of Effrenium voratum, 2258 nucleotides long. NCBI's taxonomy places the organism in Eukaryota, Dinophyceae, Suessiales, Symbiodiniaceae. The record is from the annotation of a GenBank genome assembly.
AGGUAGGACACCAUGGCAAUUGAUGGCAAUGGCCAAGCUGCAGUCAUAGGCUCGGAUGGCUGGUGGCUGUGCUCAGUAGAUUUUGUGUGGAAUGAGAAUGAUUCCUUCGACAUAGAUGCCCUUGGGGCUUUGGGUUUUCCGCGCGAUUGGCCGAAGACAUAUUCCACGAGUGCAGCCCUGAAGUCUCUGAUUGGGAAGCGCGGCCGGGCUGCUGCUAAAAGAGUUGCAGUGGCAGGGCUGCCUACCCCGCAGCAAUUGGCAGAGCUGCCCAAAUUGACCAUGGUGCCAAUGCACAGCUUCCAGAACGCCGAGCGAGCUGCACAGCUUGCCGGGCUCGGUGUGGUUCGGGGCUGGGCGGUCUUUGAGCGCUUGGACCGGGCCGUUGGAGAAGCAUUCGUUGCAGAGAGGUACUGGUGGAACACCAUGCCCGAUGGUACGUGGAUCGAUUUGAGCCCUCGGCCUUCUUCGUGGCCUCAGGUCCUUUUGGUGGAGCCGGUGGAAAACAGCCCAAAGCCUAAAGAGGCUCUGACUCGGGAGACGCUGCACCUGAUGUCCCAGCUCCUGCGCCAGAGGUUUCCAGACUAUGCGCUGCCAAAAUCUCCCCCGGCGGUGCCACAAGAGAAACCGAAAGAGACCGUGAAGAAGCAGUCGGGCUAUGUGGCGGGCAAUGACCGCAAAAGUGGCCAAAAGGCGAGCCUGGACUAUUCCAAGUUUGACAAGAUUGAGGACUCCGAUGAUGAAAAGAUUGUGCCCAAGCCAGCUUUGACACUGCCCAUGGGAUUGCCAAGGGAGGCUGUCUCGAGGCAAGAGUACGACAAUGUUUGGCGAGCACUCAUGCAGGACAAGCAGCUUCCGUACACACCUGCCCCUGAUCUAGAUCAGAUGUGGGGUUAUUACAAGUAUGGUGGCAUGGACGAACAGGCUCUCCUGGACCAGGCGUGUGAAGUGCUGGGCAAGUUUCCUUGCAGACUCGACCCAAAAGAUUGGAAAGGCAAGACCUACAGUCUCACCAAGAAGUUGGAGUUGGAGAGCCGUGAGGAUGAAGCGCGGAUGUGGUCCAUCAUCUGCAUUUUGCGCUUCCCGGACGCUGAUGCUUUCUACAAUCAGGGGGUGCUUCUGAACAAGAUGUGCGACAAGGCCAAGUUUGGUGGUGCCACGGUUGUUAAGCUCCCGGCUUUGGAACAGUCAAAAAUGGUGCCGGUGGAGCAGUAUUGCUCGCUCUUCUCGCGAGCAGCUAUCAGUUACUACCGCCGAUCCCUGAAAGUUGAUCCGAAGCAGAGGCCCGCAUACAUCAAUCUCAUAGGCAGCCUGGAGAGGAAUGAGCCUGCCAAUUGGUAUGAUGAAGUGCAUGAGCUGGCAAUAGCUGCUGUGAGGAAUGGCAUUUGGUACACCAAGUGGCAGCGAAGUCCGCACUUUGUGCCGACGCUGACUGCGAAGCCCUUCCAUGAUGGCCAGGAAUUCGCUUUAGCGCGAGCCUUGGAGGAGAACUACCCGGUGAUCAAAGCAGAGUACGUGGCAUACCGGGAGAAGCUUGCCAACCGCAAGGAUUGGGAUGACUCAGACACAACCCCAGGGCUGGGCGACGUGGGCAACCGAGCCGGUGCCUUGCAUGACGGAGGCCUGAGAAAGUCCGGGAAGUGGCAGGAAGUGCCACUAUUCACCAACUGCACUAUCCAGCGCGAAUACACAGACCUGUUUCCUGAGACCACCCGCAUCUUACAAACCCAGUGCGCGGAUGCAACUGGCCUCGCCUUUUGUGGCGGAGGCGAUGUGAUUUUCAGCGUCCUGACGCCUGGCACGCGGCUGCGGCCCCACUGCGGGCCCAGCAAUGCCCGGCUCACCUGCCACCUGGGCAUCACCGUCCCGCGCAAGCGCGACGGUUGCUUCAUCCGUGUGGCGGCGGAAGAGCCUCGGGGCUGGGAGGAAGGUCGGUGCCUGGUCUUUGACGACUCCUUUGAGCACGAGGUAGUCUUCCAGGAGCCUAAGACCAAUGAGACAUACCCAGGCGAGCGAGUGGUUUUGCUGGCGAACUUCUGGCAUCCGGACUUCAGCUUCAAAAAUGACCCAGAUUGGAGGCAGAGAUCGGACGAGAUGAUGGCUUCGGUAGAUGUGGAGUCCCUUCCGCAAACAGCAAUGAUGAAGACCUGAUCUCUUCUUGGAUUUAAGCUCUUUGCCCUUCAGCUAUGAGCACUGUCUAUGCGGGCUCACAGUUUCGGGGCUAAAGUUGCCAUCUGCAGUCGAGACAGCAGGGUGAACAC